GGAGACUCGCCGAGCACGGCGAGAGCGUACGUUAGAGAGCGGCGGGCGAUACGUUCUUCGGUCGUCACCCUCUUCCCCGGGAGGAAAAGGGGAGGAGGGGGGGGUAUUUCCCGGGAUACCGACGACGACACGCGCGCAGUAAUAAUGGAGACAUUACUGCCCGGCAACACUGGUCAAUCGUACAGUCCGCAGUUAAAGACCGUUCUCAAGACCUAUCAGCUGUCAGCUGUGAAGAGCCUGCAGGGUCCGAGCUCGGCCCUGCUGGGCAUGGACUGUAAGGUCUUGUUACACGAGCAACAAUCGGCAACCUCCUGCUUCUCACCGCCCGUCAGUCGUCCGGCGACCAACUGCGCCUUGGAGUCGCCCGGGGAGUCGCAGGUACCCGAGAAGGAUGUCGAGAAGGAGGCGCAGCGUCCAGUGACGCCCGUUCCGCUGUCAUCCGCCAGCAAGAUCCCUCGAUCGUUGGAGGACUCGGACGAGGAUCGUCCCGCGGUGGUGGAGCAUCUGAAGGGCGAGAAGCGCGAGCUCGAGUUCCAGAUACCGAUAUUGACGGCGCCUGAUCAGAGCUGCUCCGAGAGAUGCGAGACGAUCCUCGAAGGCGAGAGGAUAUCGUGCUUCGUGGUAGGUGGCGAGAGGAGGUUAUGUUUACCGCAGAUACUCAACACGGUGCUGCGAGAGUUCUCGCUGCCGCAGAUCAAUCAAGUGUGCGACGAGCUGCAGAUCUACUGCUCGCGUUGCACCCGGGAUCAGCUGGAGGAGCUCAAGGACUCCACCAUUCUGCCGAGGAGCGCCCCGUCUUGCGGUCUCAUUACUCAGACCGACGCCGAGAGGCUUGUUAGUGCUCUGCUGUUGCGAACGGAAUCCUGCGAUCCUGUUCAGAUCGGCCAGACACAGGACUGUUUCGAUAAGAAAACGUGCGGGAAAAACGAGGACGAGGAGAUGAUUGUCAAGUUCAAGGUGUAUCAUGAGUGUUUUGGCAAGUGUAAAGGUAUCUUUGAUGCCGAACUGUUCGAAACGGAUGAUUCUGUGUGCAUCGAGUGCCUCGAGUGCGGCUACCAGUUCUCUCCGCAGCGCUUUGUGAGACACGCUCAUAGGUCUUUGGAGAACCGUACCUGUCACUGGGGUUUCGACUCGGCAAACUGGCGGUCGUAUUUGUUGCUCUGUCGUGAUCAAAAAAAUUACAACAAAUCGCUUAUUCUCUUUCGUGAGCUGAAAGAGAGGCAUUUUGUGCUAAACGAAAACUCCAAGCGAAAACUAGAGCUGCGACACGAACAUGAAAGAUUAGCCAAACGCACAAAGAAAGACACAGGGAAGGAUGACUGUGCUGGAAUUUAUAACGGCAAUGGAUUAGGAAUGUACCAUCCUAUGUCCCAAUUAGCUACUGCAGCUGAUCCAUAUUUACAAAUGCAAUGGGCAGUUUUUGAGCUCGCUGCUAGGGGCGCAUCCGCUUUUCGGCCUUGGAAUACUGCAAGCAAUUGCAAACACAGAGACAAUUCAUCCUUGCUGCCUGCAUAUCUCAGUCGAGGUCCACCUGUACUGCAGCAUCCCGAACGAGUCAUCCCACUUUCGGAAUGCGAGCGUUUCGAGCCGCACUUCCAGCCUAACGUGGCAUUAGCGCCUAUAUCGACGCCCACUCAGAUAGGUCAGAUAUCGCCUCUCUCUUCCGUUCAUCAACAACGACGGCAUCCUCACGAGCAUCGUCAUCACAGUCAUCGUUCGACGAGUCCCACGAGCGAGAAACAAGAAUUGCUGUCUGCCGAUGUGAAAUUGGAAAAAACAUCGGCGAAUCAAGCUGCGGCUGUCGAUUCUUAUCCCAUAUAUUACAUGUCCGAUGUAAGUCAAAAGGAAACUGUACUACCGGAGAAGGAGAAAAAGGAGAAAGAAGGUGAGGAAGAAGAGAGUAGUGCAGCAGUAACAUCGUCCACAGUGACCGUAGAGCCUCUUCCAUUGGCGGCCUCUUCCGAGGUCGGCACUUCUUCACCAUCGGAAAGCGAUUCCGAUUCGGAUGGUACCGCGGCGGCCGAUCUUGAGGAACGAUUGAGGGUAUUAAAUGUGCCGCAGGAUAUAAUAGAGUUGGCGCGUCGCGUAGCAUCGGAAAAUGCGCAGCUACGACGUCAUCGACAGUCGGACGCGCACGAGAUCUCGAAGUUACGUAGUCAGCUACACAUGCACAAGUUACAGCAACAGCAGCAACAACAAUCCACGGCCGUCGUGGAAGUUGAUAAGAAUCGAGAUAAGGAGGAUGCUUCGACAAUGGUGCCACAUGCCAGCGCAGCUGACAGCACUGAGGGCUGCAGUGAGGAAACCGACGCUACGGAUUUACCAUCAAAUAAUAAAGAGUCUGAGCCUGCCAAUGUGCUAGUGACUAAUAACGAGUCGAAUCAGUGAUUAGGAUAACACAUGCGAAAAUUAUUUAAUAUAUACAACUGCUCAGCGAUUAUCGCGAUUAUGACGCUUAUCCGAAUAAGCAUGCACUGAAUUUAGAAUACAUUAGGUGUGUAUAUGUUGUGUAAUAUAGAGUCUCUCAUAAUUUUUGUUUACCAAUAGCAUUAUUUUUUGAUAAAAAAUGAAUUAAAGAGUCCUUUUUUUCUGCAAUGAUGAAAGAGGAAUUACUAAAUAAGGCAGAUCCAAUCACAUGUCAUCGUUGAGUCAUCAUGCAUAUUAUCAGGUGCGCGGUUCACGGACAUCAUCCGUCUAACAAAUGUCUAACAAUCUACUAUUUAAGUGAAUUUUAUUUGAUUUUUAUUUUUUUCAUUAAGUAAAAUUAAUUCGCAAGAAAAAAUAAUUUAGAACUUUUUGAUUCAUUCUUCAUCAAGAAAUAACGCUAUGAAAUUUGUAAACACGAAUUGUGGAAAAGACUGUAUAUAUACGAUGAUUCUAAAUGAAACGAAAAAUUGUCUAGAUUUAUGUGAUACGCGACGAGCCUUUAAUCGUUAUCGCAGUUAAUUCGAACUUUUUAUUAGUAAAACAGUUUUAUAAGUAAAUUACACGUGCUAUCCAGCUUAAGCCAUCAGGUUAAUAGAAUCUUUGAAUUUUGUAUUCACAAAAUUUAAAUCGAUCAAUUAUUAUCGGCAAAGAUAACUUUAUAUUUGAUUCUAUAUUAAUAAUUAUGUAUGUGAUAGAUACACUUGUUUGCAUUUUAGCGUUUCACGGAGAACGAAAAAAAUACUUUUCGAAUAAAUUUCACUAUGUUAAAUUUAUAGUCGUGAUGAUAAACGUAUGUUGCUCCGUUGAUUUCUUUUAUUUUUCAGUCAUAAGUUAACGGAUUAGAAAGAGUGAUACUCCCGAUGGGAAGUGUGGUAAACUGAUGCCACGAAUUGGAUAGCCAUGUUAAAUAUACUUUUAUUGAUCGAUUUUUUGAUUAAAGUCGAAUAUUGUAAAUAUUGUAUUAUAAUGAAACAGAGAGAGUACAUUUAAGGGAAUAUACCGCGCCAAUUAAACUAUUACAUUUAAUAGGUAUUAUGAGAUACUUCGCGUAUAUUAAAUAUAUAUGAAGUGUAAAGAGAUUUUUACGAGAUCAUAAUUUUGAUCCCUGAAUGUACAGGGAAUAAAAGAGAGAGAAAGAAAAAGAGGAGGGAGGAUCUCUAGUGAGAAUGAAUUUAGAUUGCUUUCCAUUUACGUCUUUGGUAGUCAUUUGAUCGCAUAAUGUAAAUACAUUGUGGCAUUGUAUAUGUUUAUAAUUAAUUAUAUUAAUUAUCAUGACGAAAUAAUGCUAAAGUACAAAAAACCUAGGUGCUAUAUUAUUAUUCUAGAUAUGCGAUAAGCAAAAACCUAGGUGUGUUCCAGCAGCUCGUACUACAUUGUAACUUACUCAGAAAUGUUAUAUACAUGUUACGAAUCGCUACGAUUAUAAUCUUGUGAUUUGUGUAUGUAAUAAGGAUCUGCUUUUUUAUUCGAAAGAAAAGCUCGGUCCAAGCCUAAUAAUGUCAAUAAGAAAAAAAUUUGGAUAUUUCGAAAUUAUUUAUUUGAUACAUACAGUAGGACCAUAAUUUGAAUCAUUGUUGAUAAUGUAUUGUUUUUGCAUUUUCAAUCAUUUAAGUAGUUAUGAAAUUGUUUAAUUUAUUAAUGGUCUGAGGCGAACACAGUGAUGAUUUAUAAGGUUAUUAUUAAGUAAUGAAUCGUCGACGAUCGUGGUUUUUUAUAUUGUUUUUUUUU
Molecule: messenger RNA, 4155 nt
Organism: Camponotus floridanus (Florida carpenter ant)
Lineage: Eukaryota; Metazoa; Arthropoda; Insecta; Hymenoptera; Formicidae
Product: ski oncogene
Exons: 3
Coding region: 145-2388 (747 amino acids)
Biological process (GO): negative regulation of BMP signaling pathway
Cellular component (GO): nucleus
Molecular function (GO): RNA polymerase II cis-regulatory region sequence-specific DNA binding; SMAD binding; DNA-binding transcription factor activity, RNA polymerase II-specific
Source: RefSeq, a predicted model, not a curated record